Messenger RNA from Macrosiphum euphorbiae (potato aphid), 2424 nucleotides. Lineage: Eukaryota; Metazoa; Arthropoda; Insecta; Hemiptera; Aphididae. The record is from the annotation of a GenBank genome assembly.
AUGAAGACCUCCGCCGCCGUUGCGUUCGCGUUCUGCUGCGGUUCGCUGUUUCAGUUGAUGCAAGUCUGCUGCUCCGUGCGUCCGGUCGGCAUUUACCAGGGCUUACACGAUGCGAUGACUGUAGACGAGCUGAACUAUUACUUCGGAGUGUCGGAUCCAGAGGACGCACCCGAGUACGAGGUGGUCAUGUUAUCCGAUCCCGCAAACCGACCGGAUUGCACUUUUUUUGCUUUUGGCAGAUCAGUGCAAUUGUUCUUGGAACCCAACGACCGGUUGAUCGGCGAAAAUUUCGUGUGGCAAAUACGAGACGAUUCCGAGUCGGUGACAUAUGAGGAAAAGUCACCGAGACGAUGUCAUUACAUGCAUCGGAUAAGUCGUACCGGAGACGGUGGAGUGACCGCAGCGUUUACGUACUGUCCGGGGAGCUCCAAAAACGGUAUUGUCUUUCUCUCGGACGUCACGUACGAACUGCAGUCCGUAAGUGCCAGGCUUUGUCGGUAUCGGUGUGACGACGAUGGUAGAAAUGCGUUCAUUUUGAAACGAGCGCCGACGAUAAAUCACACGUGGACCGAUGGAUUCAACGUAUUGCGAAGACCCGGCGAAAACUAUGCUUUCAUGUCACCAGACCUUUUUGUAGAGGACACGAAAUACGACGAUGAUGGAACGGCGGCGGCGGCGGUGGCUGCAGCGACUGUGCCCGUAUUGGAGACGGCGCUCUAUUUUGACGAAGCGGCCUACAAAACGUUUUCGGAGUACUUUAAACACGACGACGAACACCUCGCCGAUAUGAUUCUCGCUUACGUCAACGCCGUUCAAGUACUAUACCAUCACCCGAGCUUGGGACAAAAAAUUGAAAUCGUCUUGGUCAAACUGGAAAUGUUCAAAAAACAGCCGGAUGACUUGCCGCAUUACCGCGGAGAGAGAAGUUUGUUAUUGGAUUCGUUUUGCGCCUUCAACAAGAAAUAUCGAAAACAAGAACAAUGGGAUAUUGGACUCUAUAUUUCGGGAUUAGAUUUUUACGCGACGGAAAACGGACACUGGAGUGGCUCCACCAUGGGUUUGGCGACCGUGGGAGGUGUCUGUUCGGAGAAGUAUUCGUGCAUUAUCGCCGAGUUCGGUUCUACAGACGCUCUUGGAAAACCGUACCCGUCGGCGGGCUUUACAUCAGUAUACAUACUGGCCCACGAAAUAGGCCACAGUUUAGGUAUGCACCACGAUGGCAAUACGAACAAUUGUCCGAAAGAAGGGUUCAUAAUGUCACCAUCGAGAGGGAUUACCGGAGAAUUGUUAUGGUCAGAAUGCAGUGCUAGUGUUGCGGCAAAUCUAAACAAUCUCGAAUGUCUUUUCAAGCAGUCCAGUAGUCGGCAUUCGACCGCGGUCCAAAAGUUGGAUCACAACAAAUUCGCAGACAAGCCUGGCCAAGCGUGGGACGCAAAAAAACAAUGCGAACUACUGUUAUUGGACAACGACGCCCGGGUAAUGAGCACCGAAACGAAUUUGGACUCGUCGCGACAGCAGCCAGAAGAUAUAUGUGAAAAUUUACAAUGCGAAACGCCAAACCGACCUGGAUAUUAUUUUGCCGGGCCAGCGUUGGAAGGGACCACGUGCGGACCCAGCUUGUGGUGCGAGGCGGGAAAAUGCGUUAAAGGCAAACCGAAAAAACCCAAAAAGAUCAUAAAAGGUGGAUGGAGUCAGUGGAAGGUGCACGAGUGUACGUCGGGGUGUAUACAUAAGUCAAAAGGUUUCAGGUCCAGGACGAGGACGUGCAACAAUCCGAAACCGAUAAACACGGACGAGGGAUGCGAGGGGCCCAGACAUGAAGCCGUUCUCUGCAAAGACGACAAGACGUGCCAGAAGUCCAAAAAGACGACUGCUGCGGAAUACGCAACGGCCAAGUGCAAGGAAUUGGCCUCCAUACUUCCGGCGUUGGACAAGGAGUACUCGGGUCUGCAGGCACCUCACGAAGACGCCCGCCCGUGGAUGGGAUGUUCGGUGUUCUGCAGACGCAAGGACACCGGGUCGUUCUACACGCCCAGGUUGGACGUGUCAAACUUACCGGUCGAUCCGUACUUCCCUGACGGAACUUGGUGCCACUCCGCAGACAACGAUAACUAUUACUGCCUGAAUCACGUCUGCACGCCCGAGGACGACUUAAAACGGUCGGGCAAAAGUUCGGCCGAUUCGGGCGGCGGCGGCGACUUCCCAAUGAUCAGCCAGAACGCCCGGCCACCUGGGCCGUACGUCGUACCGGAAGUCCUGUUGCGUUACUUGAGCGUUGGCGCCGACGGCACGCCGUUGCUGACAACAAUCACGCCGGAAAUGGUCGACCGGACCGAUUACGGGGACUGGUCGAGCGACGACUACUUGGACAUGCCCGACCAACCUUUGCAGGAGCGCGUGCAGUAUGCCGUCAACUUGCGAUGA